Molecule: messenger RNA, 6378 nt
Organism: Mustela erminea (ermine)
Lineage: Eukaryota; Metazoa; Chordata; Mammalia; Carnivora; Mustelidae
Gene: TRMT44
Product: tRNA methyltransferase 44 homolog
Exons: 11
Coding region: 55-2265 (736 amino acids)
Biological process (GO): tRNA methylation
Molecular function (GO): metal ion binding; tRNA (uridine) methyltransferase activity
Source: RefSeq, a predicted model, not a curated record
CCUGUGCGUCGUCGCGGCACGCCGUAGUCGCGCAGCGCUGGGCGCGGGCUAACCAUGGCGGAGGUGGGCCGGGCUGCUGUGCGCGACCCGGGUGCGCUACUCCCGGGGGGCUUCUGGGCGGCGGUGGCCGUGUGGCUGGAGAGGCCGCAGGUGGCCAACAAACGGCUGUGUGGCGUCCGUCUGGAGGCCCGGCGGAGUGUGGCGUUGCCCCGGGCCGCUGCGGGACCCCGCCCUCGCUCCCCCGGCGAGGGCCUGGGUCCCGGGCAGACUACAGGCCCGGCGCGGGGCACCGCGAUUCGCGGGCCCGGGGAAUCGCAGCCCCGGCACGGGCAAAGGGAGAACCGCAGGGAAGCGGCCGCCGCGGCUCGGCUCGCAGGGGGUUCCGGGCCGGCCGGCGAGGCUGGAGUCGGGGAGAGCGAUUUCCCUGCCUCGGAUCUGGAUUCUCUCUGGGACGCUUUCUCUCAGAGCCUCGACGGCGGCCAUCCAGAGCUGCUGGCCUUCCUUAGCGGGCCCGCGGCGGGAUCUCAGCCGGAGGCGCCGAGCGAGCUCGCCGUGGUUCUCAGAACUCUCAUCCCGAAAACAGGCCCUCGCUGCCCGCUUGCUGUCCCGAGGAGAGAACUAGUCGUGCAAGAUGUCCUCAAUGGAACUGUAACUUUUUUACCUUUGGAAGAAGAUGAUGGUGGGAAUGUAAAGGUUGAGACGAGCAACGUGUAUCAAAUCCGGCUCAGUCAGAGCCAGGAGGAAUGGUUCAUAUCUAUUUUAAUUUUCUGUCCAGAAAGAUGGCAUUCAGAUGGCAUCGUUUAUCCCCAGCCCGCCUGGCUGGGAGAAGAGCUGCUGGCCAGGUUGGCCCGGUGGUCUGUGGAGAGCAAGAAGAGCGGAUUUAAAAGCACCCUGUCCCUCAUUUCCAUCAUCAAGUACAGCAAAACAUACCAGAUGCUUAAGGAGAAGUAUAAAGACAUGGUCAAGGUGUGGCCCGAAGUAACCGAUCCUGAGAAGUUUGUGUAUGAAGAUGUGGCUAUUGCUGCAUACCUGCUGAUUUUGUGGGAAGAAGAAAGAGCUGAACUGGGCUUGACCACCAAGCAGUCCUUUAUUGACUUAGGAUGCGGGAACGGUCUCCUGGUCCAUAUCCUGAGCACCGAGGGGCACCCAGGCAGAGGGAUCGAUGUCCGGAGAAGAAAAAUCUGGGACAUGUAUGGACCACAGACUUGCUUGGAGGAAGGUGCAAUCACCCCAAGUGAUAAGACCCUUUUCCCUGACGUUGAUUGGUUGAUUGGUAACCAUUCCGAUGAACUGACGCCGUGGGUACCCGUCAUUGCAGCCCGGUCCUCCUAUGGCUGCCGUUUCUUUGUCCUUCCCUGCUGCUUCUUUGACUUCACCGGGAAGUACUCCCGGAGGCAGAGCAGGAAGACUCAGUACCGAGAGUACCUUGAUUUCGUCACAGAAGUGGGACUGGCCUGCGGGUUUCACGUUGAGGAGGACUGCCUGCGCAUCCCGUCAACCAAAAGGGUUUGUCUCAUUGGGAAAUCCAGAACAUACCCACCUGCUAGAGAAGUUUCCAUGGAUGACCAGAGAACCCAGUACAUUAACAGCAGGCGGGGCCGCCCCGUGAGCCCACCCAGCGAAGUGUCUGUCCCUCCUCCACCCCGGGCCACAGUGGGACAUGCAGAUCACCCUGACGGGCACCAGACCUUGGACACCGGGGCUUCCACAGGAAGGGCGGAGAUCCAGGCUGACCAACUCUGGCUGUCCGGAUUUCAGCCUAGAGAGAAAGUUGAGCGCGUGAGGAACUGUGCCACCCUUCCUCGAGAUUUUAUUGACCAAGUGGUUUUGCAAGUGGCACAUUUGCUGUUGGAUGGAGAGCAGUUAAACACAGGAAGCGCUUCCAGCAGCAGCUCAAAGGCCUGGAACCGAGGAGGAAGCCUCUCCUUGGCGGAAGUGGCCCAUGAGCUGGCUGGGGAGACACUGCAGAGGUUGAAGCGGGAGUGUGGAGGCCUGCAGACGCUGCUCAGAAACAACCAUCAGGUGUUUGAAGUUGUGAACGGGAGAGUUCACAUUCGCGACUGGAGAGAAAAGAAGCUACAGAGGCAGCCGCACUCGGAAGCAAAGCGAAGACUCUGCUCGGAAGCUUUCAAGACCCGCAUGUGCUGGUUCUACAGUCACCACCCCGAUGGCUGUGUUCUGCCUUCAGACAGCUGCCCGUUUGCCCACGGGCCAGCAGAGCUGCGGCCGCCCCAGACACCCAAGAGGAAGAAGCCAGUUCUGUGAGCUGCUUCCGCCAUGUGCGAGGGGCACACCCUGGCUCCCUUGGGGACUGCAGACUCUGCAGGUUCGGGUGACUUCCUCUGGAUUCCCCUGUAAUGUGGCCUGUUAGUUACACUCACACCAGACGCUGCAGAAGCUGGUGUCCCUCCUGCAUCCACCCCUGAGUCAGUGCUGGUGCUGUGUUGUAAACGAGGUCACACCUGUGCUUAGCAUCUUUAUUCCAGAAAGAGCACAGGAGCACUUGGAGCAUCUCAUUGUCUCGAAAGUGAGGAAGUGCCUGGACCAUCUGGCCCCUCUCGGGAGCUUCUCUCGGGAGCUUGGCUCGGGCUCGCUAGACUCGUGGCUGAGAGCGAGCUCACCCCAGGAGCACAGCCGGUCCUGUCAUGUCUUCAGCUAGGUCGUACUAGGUGAUAGGAAAGAAAAUCCUAAGUGAUACCCAACAAGGCCAGAAAAUCUAAAGAUCACAGAAAGCGAAAACCCCCUUGCCGUCCCUCUCUACUAGACCUCCCCAGAAGUGCUGUCAGCGGAUCUUUUGGUUCUGGAGAAAAAAAAAAUCCCCUAUAUGUUUCUGUUCGAAAUUAUUUUUUCAGUUUUACAUAAAAGGUCAUGUCGAUGUGCAUUGUCCUGCCCUUCCUUUUCUGCAUGCCAUGCCCUGGUGACUUCUGCAGUGCGGUAUUCCGCGGUGUGGGUAUUCUCGCUUUGCUCGUGACCAUGAGAAUGAACUUUUCCCUUUCCUUGAGAGGCGCCUCCGCUCGGUGCAGCACAUGAGUGCCUGACCAGCCGCAGCCAGGUGGGGCCUGCGGCUGUGCCUGCCUCCCUUGCCCAGUGUGGUGGGCGUGUUCCUCCCCACCCCCAGCCUCUUCCCUGCAGGAGGCUCCCGGCAGAAAGUCCUGGUGCCAGUGGCUGCUGUGGUGCCCCUUGGGCUACGAUUGGCAUGACCGGUGCACAUGGAGCUGCUCUGAGCCAUGAGGUGGGGGGCCUGAUGCAGAGGCCCCUCUGGCCAUGUUUGUGGGGGAUGCCCGGUGUGGGCAACUGUGGCUGGCUGAGCAGAAGGAGAAAGUCCCCAGCUUCUCAUGGUGGCCGUGAGCUGGGUUAGCCCAUGCUGGGGCUGUGGCCUCCCUGCCUCUGACCUCAGCUACGGCCACCAGGGGUCUUCAUCGGCGUGACACCGGUGAGUGGAGGUCUCCUGUGCACUUGCUGCCUGACGCCUCUGGGACGAUUCCCCGCAAGACAAGCCCUGGUCUCUCUGCCUUGGGCUCAGACCUGGGGCAACCUCCCAUUCCCUCCUCUCAAAAGGGGAGCCCCUUCUAAGGGGUGAAGUGGGAGCCCUGGGACUGGUCUUUGAGGGCGCACAGCUGCCGCUGGCCAGGCUCUGGUAGCCCACAUGUGUCCACUUCACUUUCCAACUGAGGGAGGGCUACUAUGGCGGCCACAGCAGCCUGGACCUGCAGGCUGUGCGCCUGUCCCUGUCGCCAGCCCUGGAGCUGCUCGUCUUGGAGUGGGUGGGCUGGCCCUUGGGGAAAUAAGCGGCCCCACAAAGUCUUGAGGUGGAUGCUUUGCCCUGAAAAACAUGCAUCUUGGCUAGGAUCAGGGGUGGGUGUUGGAUGACCUCAGCUCUCCUAGGUGCCCCCGGGUUAUGCCUGUCCCAAGGCGGGUGGCCAAGGGUCCUGCCAGGCUGGGUGCUGUGCUGCAGGAGGACAUGCCCUGCCUCAGAGACUCCCUGCGUGCCACUCUGGGCAGCAGAAGUGGCCCACUAAGCCGUGUCACCCGGACCUUUCUUGGUUGCAGGUACUCCUUCUUAACGGCCACCGGCACCGUGUCCCUGCCCAGAGGUCACUGUUACAUCUAGUGUUCCACUCUUAUGGCAUCACAGCACACAUGUCCACAGGAUUGUGUGGCUGGAGUGUACAGGAUGGGAGUGACAAAGAGUCCCCGAGGGAGGGUCCUGGGGGCAUGGACAGGGGAGUGGCCUCUAGCCUGUCUGCCCUCCUCUACCUGCUCUGUGCCCCUGGCCAGCAGGGGUCCACUCCCACCUCUGAGGUGACCCCCACUUACCUCUCCCUGUUAGACCUGUCACCCCCUCAAAGGGGAUUGGAAGGUGACACUGUGCUUCUAUUUUCCACUACCCACUGAGGGCCACCAUGCAGGGGCAUAGCUGCCACAGCAAACUGACCCAGGGCCCCCGCAGGAGGACCCUGUGUCAGGGGGACAGCCCAGCCUGGAGAGGCUGAGAGCUCAGAGUGGGCAGGCACCUCCCUGGGGGGGUUCUCAUGGGCUUUGUGGUCAGGGAGAGGCAGCUCAUUAGAAACAUAUUUAAGUCAGGUGAAUGGUGGGUCUUCCAGCUCCUGGUUGACUUCUUGUCACCUGGCUCUAACCCCCGAAACGGUUUUCAUGGUUGUUUGGCACGACCUGGCACACCGUCCUCAUGGCCCUGGGUCCAGUGGGGACACACAGCUUUGGCAAGGCCCAAGGUGGUGAGAGGCUGAUGGCCCACAGAGGGUACCCCCUUGGUGCCUCCAGCCCUGUUGCUCUUGAUGACAGAGUAUAACCACUGUUGUGUUUAAACCCUGCCACCCUGUGGUGUGUCAGUGACCCAGUGCCACAGUGAGCAGGCUGUCCCUCAGGCCAGGUGACUUGCGCAAAGUCAUGGUGAGUAGCUACCGGGAGCAGGGUUCCAACCUGGCUCUGGCUUCUUCCAGGAGGCUCUUCCUUAGCAAGGUCCUUGACUGGAGGGGGCACCUGGGGGCCUAACUGGUCAGGUACUGGCAUCUCAUCUGCUAGUUAGGGCUUGUGCUGCUGGCCUCCCCGUGUCGGUGCUGAAGCAUCCUUGUCUGCAAGACGUCUGGAAACGGCGGAAGACAUGAGAGCAGCUGUUGAGGGCUCUGCCGGCCAGGCUCCUGGCAGGAGCUUGGCCCCCUGGCUCCUGUGUGUCAGUCGUGGUGGCGCAUCAAACCCCAGACCUUUGGGCCCUUCCUGGCGGCUCCUCUAAUGAAUGGAGGUGAAUCACUCAGGGCCACAACUGGGAGGCUACUUGAAACCACACAGUAAUCCAUCUGGCCUUUGUUGCUCCCGGAGGACCUGGCCUCCAGGGCUUCUUGGGUAAUUAGCAGUCUAGGGACUUUUAAUCCAAAGAGGCCACAGCAACCUUUGUGGCUGGCCUCCAGCCCCCCUCUUGCUCAAUGAUUUAUCCAGGUGAGGGCCUUGGGAGCAUCUGCCAACUUGUGUGAUUCCGUGGUCUCCCCCUUGAGCUGUCCACAUGGUGCAGGGAAUAGGGGACUAGAAGGCCAGUAUGGCUGGGGUGCUGCUGGACAGCUGGAGAAUACUGUGGGUGGGGGGAAGGAGCCGCACCCUGAGUGGAAGUGGAAAGAUCUCCCUGGGCCAGGUGUUUAGCAAACACUUAACAAAGCCCCUCUGGUGGGCCAUGCCCUGAGCUGGCACUGGGAAUGGAGGUGGUUCCUUCCAGAAUGGCCAAGGGGUGCUGGACUGGCAGGAGUGCUGGAGCAGGGCCCCGUGUCCUGGCAGUGACAGGCUGGAUUCCAGGAAGAGAGAGGCCAUCCUGGGUGGCCGGGCUGGGGGGAGCAGGGCAAGGGUGGCCCCCGAAGAGUCACAAACUGGCAUGCACUCUACCGCCCCUUACAUUGCAUUUCUAAUGGCUGGUCGGGAUUUACAGUUCAUGUCCUUCACAUGUCAUUGUCUACCUUUGAUCAAUAUUAAAGCCACUUCCAGAAUAGGCAGAAGCCUCCCCAGUGACGUCAUGCCAUUUACAUGCCUCCUGUUCUUUGUGCUGUUGUUAUCAGGCAUUUUAUUUCUCAUGUUGUAAACCUAGGAGCACAGUGUUGUUGCUGUUGCCUGAGACAGUCCAUUAACUUUUAAACAUUAAAAGGAAAAAAUUUUAUAUUUACCCACAUAUUUACUAUUUCUUGUAUUUCACAUUCCUUCCUGUCCAUACCAAUUUCCAUCUGGUAUCACUUCCUUGCAGCCUGACGAUCUUCCUUUAGCAUUUCUUGCAGCAAGAGUCUGCUGGUUAUCUAAUCAUCUAUCUUUAGUUUGCCUGAAAAAUGACAUUUUUUUUUGGUUCUCAUUUUUGAAAAGUAUUUUUUUUAAAGAUUUUAUUUA